AAAAUACAAGCUGCACUCGAACGCACCGCCGUAGCAAGUGGAAUAUUCUGAAAGCAACAAGCUUGACCGGACAAAACGCCCACCUCUUCUGUGGUGUCCUCUGUGCUCUGAAGGAAACAGCAGGAAUCUGAAGCCUUUUUCCCAGCACUAAAACGGAUUGCGUUGGGGCUGGUGCUUAAUCUACAGCGGUCAUUGGGCUAGAGAGAAAGGUCUGCUCUCUCUGGACUGAACUACAGCUAAGAUGUCAGCGGCUCAUAAAGAUGAUGAGGAAGACUGGUUGACUGUUUGUCUCAAGUACCUGCUCUUUGUCUUUAACUUUCUCUUUUGGGUAGGUGGGGCUGCAGUCUUGGGUGUAGGAGUGUGGACCCUGGUGGAGAAGAGUGACUACUUGAGUUUGUUGGCCUCCAGCACAUUUGCUGUUUCAGCUUAUAUCCUGAUCCUGGCUGGCAGCCUGGUGGUUGUUACUGGCUUCUUGGGCUGCUGCGCUGUUAUCAGGGAACAGAAAAGUUGUCUUUCUACGUAUUUCUUCCUCCUCCUGUUCAUUUUCUUGAUUGAGCUGGUGGCUGGAGUGCUGGCCUAUGUUUACUACCAGAGGCUGAGUUUUGAACUAAAAGAGCACCUCAACCAGACAAUGACUGAGAAUUAUGCUCAGCAGGGGAAGGACACAAUCACAUCUGCUGUGGACAGACUGCAACAAGAUUUCAAGUGCUGUGGUAGCAACCACUCCCAGGAUUGGAUGCGGAGUGUGUACAUUAGGUCAGAACAAUCAGGAAACAGGGUGGUGCCUGACAGCUGCUGCAAAACCAUUACUCCUGCCUGUGGCAGAAGGGACCAUCCGUCCAACAUCUAUAAAGUGGAGGGUGGUUGCAUCACUAAGCUGGAGCAGUUUCUUGCAGACCAUCUAUUGGUUAUUGGUGCAGUGGGAAUUGGAGUGGCCUGUCUUCAGCUGGCCGGGGCACUCUUGACAGCCUGCUUUAUCUAUCUGCUAUAUAAGGAAGAGCAAGAGGACUUUGGUGCAUUGUAAUUUGGCUCUAGAGAUCCUUGGUGCUUUUAAUCAAAUGGAUAGACAAGAUCUGUGGGAUGGUGUUCACCUGCUGCUUGCACAGGAGGAUCAAGAUGGAUCCUUACUAAGCGUACAAGACCCCAACAAACAACCACUAGCAUGCAGAUGUAGCUAAGGCUGCUGGCACCGAUCUUCCGCACCUGGAUCUGGAAUUCCAAUCAGAUAAUUUAACUGAAGUUCACACCUAGUAUCAUCAAAAACUAAUUAAGCCAUGGAGUCUGGUGCACAGAAACAAAAAGGUUUAUUUGGCUUACCUGCAUGUUUUAAAUUGAGCUGAAUUAUAACCUUAUACAACUAAUGCAAAAUAAGACACUGUCAUUAAUUUUCCUGACUACUUAAUACAGUAUUCCCAGCCUCUGGAUGUCAAUAAGCAUUAAAUAUGACACUGUCAACACUUGUCAUUAUUUGUGAAGAAAUGGAAUGUAAUGUGCCUUUUUUAGGAUUCUGCUGACAGAUAAUUAUGUGCUAACUGAGUGCCUUGAAUCUUUAAAGGAACAUUGACAACACACCGUGAAAAACUGCAAAUACAAAGUGUAUUAUUAUAUUGGCGGUUAUUUAAAUAUUUCAAACAAAGCUAUAAUGCUGGACUCUACAUUAAGAAAAUUAACUCACCAAAACUGCAACACUCCAAAGUUAGCCCACAUGAAGCCUAAAUUUAGGGAUGUCAGUUCUUGAAGAAGUUACAGUAUUUCUGAUUUUAGAACUCCACCUAGUGGCUGCAGCUUUUAAUGAAACAACCCAUGUUUUUAUAAAACAAAAAUAGAUGCUAAUCUCUUUUCAAUUUUUGUAAGAAGUUAGUCAUUUUUAGUAAGUUUCUCUCUACUCCCUGAUAUCUUUUUUUUAACAUUAAAGCUGAAUGAUUUGGAUUUCAUUUCAUCCCUUUUUGCCUAUUGUUAGUCAAUGCUGUAGAUAUGAAUAUGACAUUUUAAAUAAGAUAAUUGUGUACUUCAUCAUUGUAACUGUUUUAUUGUUAAAAAUGUGUCAUUACCAAUGUUGCAUAAAAUGAUUGCAAAUGAUUUGGAUAUUGCUUUUUUUCUUCCAAAUACCUUCUGAAUAAAGGGUACUGAUUUAUGAAUAGAUUUGCUAAUAAACCAGUAAAACACUGGCAUGUGCUUGUUUUUGAUGGAUUGAUGUUCAUCAGUCUAAGAUGAUCUGAAGCUCAUAAAAUAAAGGGUAAAAUUUUGGUGCA
This is a messenger RNA of Girardinichthys multiradiatus, 2252 nucleotides long. RefSeq names its product tetraspanin 11 (gene tspan11). The record is from RefSeq and is a predicted model, not a curated record. Gene Ontology annotation, cellular component: membrane. Bases 242 to 1024 code for a protein of 260 amino acids. The transcript has 10 exons. Lineage: Eukaryota; Metazoa; Chordata; Actinopteri; Cyprinodontiformes; Goodeidae.